UUGAAGGGAGAGCGCCCCGCCCUCCUGGUCCUUAUAACCAGAAAGCCUGUUUGCAGGACGCUCAAUCAUAACAGGAGCACAGGAGACCACACCGCUGUACAUGAACCAUUCCUGGAGACGUACUCUGGCUACAAAGACUUUACGGAUUACUCUGGUUGUUUCACCUUUUUACCGGCAAGCAAACGACCAGAAGUGGCCAUGGAUUUUCUCAACCACAACUAUUUGAACGCGCGCAGCCCAUAUGACUACACUUUCAAUUUCUGGAACGACUAUCUCGGGCUGACUACGUUGGUUACGAAGAAUAAUAAGCUCAGCAUGCCCCAGAACCCCAACUCCAUCACCGAGUCCCUGAAAGCGACCCUGGGCUUGGACGAUUCCCCGGCGUGUCCGUGCGUAAUCGCGGGCGGCGUUGGAGAGAGCGGGCACCUGGACUGCUGCUGCCCGUCCGGGAGCCCCCCGCCCGCCUCCAUCCUGGACUUGAAAGAGCGUUUCUCGAUACUGAGCCCCUUCCAAAACCAGCUCGGCGUCCAGCUGCCGGAGCGGGAGGUGGGCUUCGGUGGGAGCUUCGCGGGGUUUGACCUGUUCGGCAUGGAGAGGAAGAUGCGCAAACCCGCUUCCAGGAGCAAGCAGGAGCCCAAAAUCUGCGUCUUCUGCCGAAAUAACGGAGCGCCCGAGGAGGUGUACGGCUCCCACGUCCUGAAGACCCCGGACGGAAGGGUCGUGUGCCCGAUUCUGAGGGCUUAUACCUGUCCCCUGUGCAGUGCCAACGGGGACAAUGCCCACACGAUAAAAUACUGUCCACUGUCAAAAGACCAGCCAUCCCAGCGACCAUUAAAGGGGGGGAGGGCAGUGGGUGGUAAGAGGAUGAAAAUAUUCUAAAACAGACGAGACUAUAAAGUAAAUUGAAUUGCACUGAACAAUUUCCAGAUGACUGUUUUGAUUUCGGCUGUAGCCUUUAUCCCAGUUUCAUAAACAUAUUGAUUUUAUCUUUUUUGUUUUUCUCUAAGAUCUCUUAUAUUUUUAUAGUUCCUUUAUCCACAUAGAAUAAUUUUAUGCUUUAUACAUUGGAUUUUAUUUUUCUUUCUAGUUUGUAGUCAUUUGAGCGUGUGCAUAUAAAUACACCUAUGUAUCAAUAAUCACAAAGUGUGAAUAAAUUAGAAAAAGAAGUAUUUUGGUGAUGUAGGGAAACACACUGACAUUGGCAAAAGGGGAUGAAUGUCAUAUUUCUACCGAGUAUUUUUGUACGGUGAGCUAAGCUCGCUACUAUCUUUUCUUUCUCGUCUUAGAAAACCAAAGUUAUGUUUUGCCAUUAAAAGAAGCUCAAGAAUGUGUCAUUAAUGAGUACUUGUGUGCGUCUGACUGGAGGAGGAGGAACUCUUUGAUCCCAUCUGCCUGCCUAAAAGCUCCACAGCAUAUUUUCCAACUUGCUUUAAAAAGUUGACAUUCAAUCUGUGAGGCAGGAAGAAAAGAGAAAGAAAGAAAGAAUGAAAAAAAGACAAUGUGGCCUCUGUUUAGGGCUCAUAUUCUCUGGGGGACAUUAUAAUCAGUUGUUGCUAAGCCAAACCUCUUUUCCAAUCCUAUGUGAUGAGAAUUUGACUCUCCAAGCAGACAGAAAUGAGAGAUACUAGCCUUCAUUUUUUUUAUGUUUACAUUCCCAAGUAAGGGCGACACACUGGAUUUCUUUUCUCUUUGUCAGGUCUCUCUUUUUCUCUCUGGCUUUUUUGUUUUUUUUGUUUUGAUUUGCCCUGACAUUGCAUUCACUAGCGAGCCUCAUGGGCAGGUCUGCUCUGCAAUAUCAAGCAGGAGCGAGUCCCAUUUACCUUUUCAGCUAGCUCCGAGUGAGUGGUGCAAAAAAAACAAAAAAACAAAAACAACAAAAACAAGAGCAAAUGAAUGUUAGCAAACCAAGGCAACAUGUUAUCCCAUCAUUUCUUUUCUGAAGAACCCAAAAAAAAAAGGAGAAAAAGAUGCAAAAAUGUUGUGAAUGUAUGAUUGAAAGUGUCACUUGCAGGACUGCACAUUUCUGACAGUUUUGUUUACCAAAGGAAAUACAAUUGCAUUGAAGAAAGAAGAGAGAUUUGCUGUAUUGUAUAUAAAGUGAUGUUUAUUCAGUAUUUUAACAUUACAAGUGACUUCAGAGGGCGCUACCUCAACAGGAUUUUGUACUUAACAUGUAAAAAUGUCAACAGCAGUUUAUUGAUAUAGUGCUGCCAUUUAUAAUAAGGGUUUUGAUAGUAUUUUUGAUCUUUGUAUAACAUAAUUGUAUUUUCAUUUUGUUGCAUUUAACAUUAUGGAAGUGAAUUUCCAUGAAGCUAUAAGCAUUGCUCACCAAAAGGUGAUUGUCUGUAAAUAAUGAUUAUACCCAUACUUUGAAAGUUUAGUUGUUCAAUGUUACAUUCUCGAGAGAGUGUGCAAGAGAGUGGAUAUGGAGAGAGGCUGACGAAAUUUGCCACUUUUAACAGAGGAUUUUUUUUUUUUUUUUGAUUAAAUGAAUAAGAGAAAAAGAAAACACUGUUGAACUUUGUUAUUUAUAUUUUACCACAAUUUCCUGUAUGCUGCUGUGCAGAAUAACAACAUAUGAAUUCACUAGAGAAAUAAAAACUUAUCAAAUAUUUGGA
Molecule: messenger RNA, 2618 nt
Organism: Seriola aureovittata
Lineage: Eukaryota; Metazoa; Chordata; Actinopteri; Carangiformes; Carangidae
Gene: nanos1
Product: nanos homolog 1
Exons: 1
Coding region: 199-879 (226 amino acids)
Biological process (GO): oogenesis; negative regulation of translation
Cellular component (GO): perinuclear region of cytoplasm
Molecular function (GO): zinc ion binding; mRNA binding
Source: RefSeq, a predicted model, not a curated record